AUGGUCAAAACUAUUCCCUUUGGCGACAUCACUGUCCAAUCACCUGGCUUUGGAGCCAUGGGCAUGAGCUUUGGUCUAGGAUCCAACCUAUCUCUGGAAGAAGCCGAACCCGUCCUGCUCAAGGCCAUUGAGCUGGGUUGCACAUUCUGGGACACAGCUGUAGUCUAUCAAGCUGGCGUCAACGAAAAGCUUCUUGGAGACUUUAUCAGAAAACAUAACGUCCGAGACAAGGUGUUUAUCGCUUCAAAGUGUGGUUUCGAUGUCUUGGGCAAGGGCGGAGUGACCAAUUCUGCCUCCCAUAUCAAGGAGUAUAUCGACGGGACCAUCGAACGACUUGGCUUUGCCCCUGACCUGUACUAUCUGCAUCGAAUCGACCCCAAUACUCCCCUCGAAGAGUCCAUUCCCACGCUUGACGAGAUUCGAAAGCAGGGAAAGACAAAGUACAUUGGUUUAUCUGAAUGUUCCGCCAACACCUUGCGCAAGGCCAAUUCUAUUGCCAAGAUCGAUGCUGUCCAAGCCGAAUACUCGGCCUUUGAGACACUGCACGAGACCGAUGGUCUUAUUGAUACAGCGAAAGAGCUUGGCAUCGCCUACGUCGCCUACAGCCCACUUGGACACGGCUGGCUCGUCGACGACUUUCCCUACAAGAGUCCAGAUGAUUUCGCACCCGACGAUUUCCGACGAACAGUCCCCAAGUUUCAAGGCGAAAACUUCUACAAGAACAAGGCCAUAGUAGAGGAGAUCAAGAAACUUGCUGUGCACAAGGGAUGCACUUUGACGCAGAUCGCGCUUGCUUGGGUUGCGUCCCAGGGAAUGAUUGCAAUUCCUGGUACAACGAAGGCGCACCGUCUGGAGGAGAAUUGGGCAUCUAGGAAUGUUGACUUGACUGAGGAGGAAAAGGCUGAGAUGAGGAGGAUUAUUGAUUCGGCAAAACCCCAGGGAAAUAGCUUAGCGGUCAAGGAUCAAGAUGUGCUUGCAGGCCUUGAUCGUUUCAAGCCUCUUCCCGACCUCCGCACCCACGCAGGCGACUGGACUGGUGUAACUUCGAGGCGCGAGAGGAAACGAAGACAGAAUAGGCUCAAUCAGAGAGCAUGGCGCCGGAGAAAGGCUGCUCAGGAUACAUCAGAUGGACAGACUACUACAGCAGCAUCUACUCGCACUUCUUAUGAUGGUUUGGUGGUGUUGAGAGACACUUGCUCUUCAAUGUUCUCUGGAUCACCGGCUAUUGGCGAUGGUAUCCUACUCAUACCCGAUACAUGCAAGGCAGAGAGACUUCGAAACUUGAUACGGCAGUCUCUCGAAGACUAUUCACUAGAAUCACUACAAACCCCGCGCCCAUCCAACUUACACAUAAUCAUCCGCCUAAAUGUCCUGAACGCCAUAGCCGACAACGCCACUGCAAUCGGGUUUCCAAAAGAAAGUCUAUGUCGCAAUGAGUUCAUAUCGCCCUUCUACCAGAUCGGCCUAAUCCAGACACCCUCACCCAGCUGUCCCACGAGUCUUCAGCCAACGUCGCUGCAGCGCUCGACCGCACAUCAUCCCUGGAUAGACCUGUUCCCUUUUCCAAAUUUCCGCGACAAUGUUCUUCGUGGUAUGCAGAAAGGAUUGUUUGAUGAUGAUGAGCUGUGCGGUGAUCUGCUGGGUGUUGAAGGAGGAGGAGUGGGAGAGCAGCCGUCGCUGUUGGUAUGGACUGUCGCCUGGGAUGCAAAGGGCUGGGAAGUCAAUGCGGCGUUUUUGAAGAAAUGGGGAGGCUUGAUUGAAGAUUGUCCUGAGAUCAUGGAAUCGACGAAUUAUUGGCGGACAAAGAGGGGACAGCCCGCGCUGACGUUUGAUGUUGAUCCCAGGACGGGUCCAUGA
This is a messenger RNA of Fusarium subglutinans, 1857 nucleotides long. Its product is annotated as alcohol dehydrogenase. The transcript has 8 exons. The coding region runs from base 1 to 1857 and encodes 618 amino acids. Gene Ontology annotation, cellular component: cytoplasm. The record is from RefSeq and is a predicted model, not a curated record. NCBI's taxonomy places the organism in Eukaryota, Fungi, Ascomycota, Sordariomycetes, Hypocreales, Nectriaceae.